Messenger RNA from Astrephomene gubernaculifera, 5002 nucleotides. The record is from the annotation of a GenBank genome assembly. NCBI's taxonomy places the organism in Eukaryota, Viridiplantae, Chlorophyta, Chlorophyceae, Chlamydomonadales, Astrephomenaceae.
GUUGCCUCUAUUAAAGUAAGGCGAAUGUCUUAACUAAUUUGGCAUUCAUAGGAACCAAUUUGUAACCCAGUGACUAAGCUCACGAAAGGUUGCAAGCCUUUCUUGGAAAACGCAACAGCCACGCUAAUAGAAGCUGCUAUCAUAUGAUAAUCAGGAUAUAUACUGUGGCAAAGCGUUGGCAAUCUAGGGUACUUCGGUAUUCGUAAGGAAAAAAACGCGCCAGACGGUCACGAACAUGAACUUCCGCCCGCCUCCGCAGAAGUCCAUGAUCCACCGAAUUGCAUAGCUGCUAUAUACUUAUUUACUCGACCGUGUUUGCAAUAUUAAUUAAUAGUAACUCAUUUGCUCACGCGUUGCUAGACCAUACGCUCGUCCGGCUAAAGUCGCGAGCACCGGGAGCUCACUGGUCCAUAGAAGUGGUUCCGCCUUCUGGCCUCCUGUCCCAGCGCCCACCAGCCAGUCAACCGCCAUCAGCACGCAAGUAUGAAGGAUAAGCUGUUGACGCUUAUCGCUGCUGCAGAUGCUCUCGAGUCUAAGGAAAAGCAUCAUGGUCUUCGCUCAAUCCGUCGUCGGAGCAGCUCACCUAGCGGGAAUUCACAUACAAUUGCCAGCAGACGAAGUCUCGGCGACGCUUCCGACAACCCAGCGUACCUUGAAAUCGUAAGCCAGAUCACAUCAACUAUACCGAAACGGACGCCAGCAGCUGGCAUUAACAUUCCGACAGCCCAUCAACAUCUCCAUCCUCAGCCUGCGCCUCCAUCGCAAGUCUACGUCUUGCCAUCGCUUGCGCCUCAGGACGUGCGUCAACAACAGUAUGUCUCGCCCCCGCACGGCAUCCUUACAUCCCGGCGCAGCUCCAUCAACGCCCUGGUCCUGGGUUCCGACAACAGCACCCCACCCACCAGCCCCGCCGUCGAGCCCCUCUUCAGCCGCUUCGCCCGCCAGAGCUGCGACAGCGCCCAGGCCUCCUCCUCCUCCACACCCCUACCUGCCGCACCCGCGCCCUUACCCGCACUUGCGGCUCCUGUGGCCGCACCGGGCUCCUCCCAUCCGCCAUCCGCACCCGCCCUGGAGCCGUACAGGACUUACAGCCCCCUGCCAACGCCGUACUACAACUCAACCACCAUACCUCCCUUCAUGGAGCGCAUGGGCAACGCAGCCCUGCCAUCCUCGGGGGCCAGUGCCAGGCGCAGAAGUGCCGGCGCGCUUCACUACCGGCACAACCCCUACCGUGCCAGCGGCGGCUUAUCCGGUGUAGCGCAACAUCACCACCCGCUGUACGACAAGCUGCACACAGUGCCGUACAACACGCCCCCGGCGCCGUACGUUUACCAGGAACAACUAGAGGUGGUCCCCGGUACCGCCUACUGCGGCUGCUCCGGGUGCCGCCUAGCAGCGCCCCAAAGCUGGCCUCCUGCGGCAACAACACCCAGCCCAAGCCCUCCCGCUGCCGCCACCGCCGCCGCCGCUGCCGUCGCCGCUGCUGCUGCUGUUGCUGCUGAGAAGAGCCCCUCGCGAGCUGUCACGCCGCUGCGUCGGCGCCCCGGAGCGCUACCCAUUCCGCCCCUCUCAUCGCCGCCCCCGCCACAGCACUCUCCAUCCCGUGCUCCUGCUCCUGCUCCUGCUGCUCCUGCUGACAUCGCCGGCUCAACUUCCGCGGACUUCACAUGGGCUUGGGUCACCCGCCCUGCCGCCUCCCCGCAGCGCCUGCCCCACCCCGGCCCGCAGCCGCCCGCGCCGGUGGUGGAGGGGCGCGUGGUGGGCACCGGCGCCAUGGCCCCGCACCACCCCUCCCCGCACCCGCCCCUGCCGCUGCCCCUGCUGCACCCGCCGACCGUCCCCGGCGACGACACCAGCUGCGGCGGUACGACACCGCCCAGGGACCAUGCGACCAUGGUGUACCGGCAUGGGUGUGUGGCUGGCGCAGUACGCGGCCCCUACGCUCCCCUGUACAUGGUUGGCAACAACGCCUCUUACGACUAUGCCUGCUACACCGGGCCGGCGGAUCGCUCGCUGGCUUUGUAUGAGCAACCGCAACAACAGCUACAGCCGCGGUACCCGCAGCCACAGCCUUCGCAGCAGUUGGUUCCAGCGAGCGUGCCGUACGUCCAGGGCCGUCAGUCGUACAUGGGGCCCCUGUCGUACGGUCCCGGCGGUCCGCAACACCCGCAACAGCAACAGCCGCUACCGUACAAGCCGCAACCCGUUCGUGAGGCCGUCAGUUGCGACCCGCAGGGCAACUACGGCCGCUACAGCCGCCUCUACCACCCCUACCGCCGCUACACCAGCGGCAACUACUUCGCCACCGCCACCAUGCAGCCGGGUCCCACUCUGAUGGCUGCCGCGGCCCCCUGCUGCCCUGCACGCCACCGCCGUGCCGGCAGCUGCCCCGAGUACCUCCGACCCCCCUCCGCUGGCCACCCCUCUGCCGCUGCUGCCGGAGGUGGCAUUCCCCCCACCGCUGCUGCCUCAUGGGAGGCCCAGCCUGCCGUCGUCUUCGCUGCGACCGCUGGAGGCUACGACGCAUGCGGAGGUGCCGGCAUGACGUCCGAAGCAACGGCAGCUGCGGCGAAGGCAGUACCGCUCGCACCUGCACCAGCCCCCGCAGUAGCAGCCGUGGGCUCCGUCGGCCCGCAUACCUUCCGCGAUGCCUUCCACAGGGCCUGCCAGGCAGCUGCGCAGCCCCGUACGAUGUGCUGCCAGUGAAACACACGUGUGGGUGCCCGUGCACAGGUGGGGUUUGUCCGGCAUGUACGACAGCACCGUUGCUUUAGGAGGGUGAUGUUAACCUGUUGGGAGGCCCCUGACGAGCUGGUGAACAUGCCGAAGAGAAUGCCGUUGUGGUGGGGGCCGUUAGUACAUACUGGGUGAAGGAGGUGGUGGGGGUUAUGAAAACCUGGUUGGGUUGCACAACUGUGGGAUUUGUUAGUGGGAGCGUACUUACCAUCAGAACGCAUCAGUCUAGACAGUGUGGUGAUGGCUGCGAGUGCCACUUCUGCCGGCUGGAGCCUUUGCGGGAAGUGGGUGUCCUGGGGUGCGGGGUUACUAUUCGACAGAGGUGUUUCACACUAGAGCAUCAUCGGAGCAAUUGGACUCCGCAUUGCCCUUACGCUCGGGUACCUUGGGCAGCUGACAAGCACUUGUUGAACAGGUGCAUGGCGAAUUGGUAAUUGAUGUACGGCAGGAGAUGCCGCUGCAGGGCCGCUGGUUAUUUUUGGAUACUUGGUUGCCCAACUAGGCUGCAAUCCAGUUUUGUGCAUCGACUCGCCUCGUGUGCAACAUGGUGUGGCAUGGGGCUCCGAGGCCGUUCCCUUCUCCUGCUGUCGCGAUUAUAACUGGCAAAUUGAGCGCGAAAUGUGAGACGCAACUCAGCCUUUGCUACACGCCCGUGCCCUUAUAAGUUAUAUACAUACGCCUCGCGUCACGGCUUUUUGGUUGAGGUUACGAGCACGGUAUAUAACUUGUACGGCGGAGUAUAUGACAGUACUUGUUUGCGUAAUCGGUACGUCCUUAGCUGUUUGCUUGUGGGUGGUCGAUGAGUGUUGGGGCUGCAAAUACCCGCAGGCAAGUAGGCACAGCCGGAUGCUUGCCUUGAGACGCCUGUUGGGGCCCCUGUUGGUUACUGCUGCUGUUGUUGCUGGUGGGGUCUCGCAUCUGUAGUUCUCCCAUCCCUGCUGCUGCCAGAAGAGGUUCUUGUGAUAAAGCAACUUAGCUGCAUGAACUCACUAGUGCCGUUGCCUUGUCUUGUCUAUACGUAUAGAUUGUGAACAUGCACAUGAUUCUUAUCUAGCAGCUUGAUUGCGUGUUGGGAUGCAUGUGGAUGUGACGUCUGGAGGCAGGUCACCGUUGGCCGUUAGCUGUUACCCUACUUCGUACGUUCCGUGCUUUGCUCCAAGGGUGCACCUGCAUGGCCGUUCUGUACAGCUGGCGCCGCGAAGGCUACAGCGGUGGUGCCACGACUGAACCAGAAUAAAGAGCCAUUCAAUGGCGAUGCGGGCCGAGGUGGUGGUGCAUGUGUUUGUGUGCGUGGCAGCAGUCGUGUAUGCGUUUCUUAUUGGCGUAUCUCGUAGUAUACCUAGCUUAAGCAAGCAUCUUACCCUUGUCCUAAUGUGGUUACCUGUGUCUACUUUACUAACAGACCGUUAGUGGUUUCCUUGUUCACAUGUCGACCUGUUUAGUGCGCCUACAGCGCCGCAUAGCACUCCUCUGUGAAGGCGGGAUGGAGGCGGGCAGUACCGAUUUGUCAGGUUGCUGCUUGCUGCAGUGGUAUCGGUAACGCCGGUUGACGUGACACGCCUACGUUGAACGCAUGCACGCAUGUGACCUCGCUCGGCUCGACAGCCGGGGCGACCAACCCCAGCGAGCUGAGCCAAGCGAUGUUGGGGAAGCUUGCGGCGCUUUACUUGUGCAUGGGGAUUAGCCGUCGGAGUAAUUAACCGUAUGCCCGUACCUUCCCUGUGAGCAUGUGCUGUGCGAUAUUAGAGCGUGGGUGCGUUCAUGUUGGUAUCUACUUUAGGCGCCUGUUUAGCACACCUGGGGCGGUGCAUUCACGCCCAUGUGGUGGUUGUAUUGGAGGUGCUGGUCAGCGCAGGCUGGGGUAGUUGGCUAGUUGGUCGGGCCAGGGGCCUAGCAGGCGCUACUGGGGUUCUUUCACGUUUAGCGAUCUGCCGUAAUAUUCUCCUGUCACUUAUACAAUAGUACAGUCAUUAAUAAAGACGGCUGCAGGAGUUGUUGGUGCCUUGAGUACGGUGUCCACUGUCCAGUACAAUCAUGGCUAUCGGUAGCUGUUCUCGUCCUCGUCCAUAGCCAGCACCGCUCACUACGUAUAUGAUGGCGCCCACGUGCUUUACAUAUCGGUAUCUAUCUAAUUAAGAUAUGUGGGAAAAAACCGCACGAGUAAGACACCGUAAGACUGAUCAUGCUGUAAGUUACGAGUCCAACCCCUUCGUGUUGCCGACUUGGUUCCAAACACCCGCAUGAACGCCCGCGUCAUGCAAUACGG